Gaeumannomyces tritici R3-111a-1 is the source of this 303-nucleotide messenger RNA. RefSeq lists its product as hypothetical. The record is from RefSeq and is a predicted model, not a curated record. Lineage: Eukaryota; Fungi; Ascomycota; Sordariomycetes; Magnaporthales; Magnaporthaceae. The annotation marks the transcript as partial. The transcript has 3 exons.
CGCGUGCGGAUUUUUUCCCGCGCCAUUUCCAGCACCCAAUUAAAAAACGCUAAAUUAUUUUUAUUAUUACCCUAUUUUAUAACCGCCAUAUUUAAUUGCUUAUAUAAAUUAAAAACUUUUAAAGCCACCGAUACCAUAUUGCUAAAAAAGGACCGUACAAAUUCCGAACCAAUAGCACCGGUACUUAUAAAAACCCCGGCGCCAAAAAAGGAAAGCAUUCGAAAACGGUUAAAAGCAAAAUUAAUACCGGUAAGCACCCCAAAUUUAUUAAACCCGUUUUUAUUGGUACGCCGAAACGUAUAA